UCUCCUGACGAGAAAUAUGUGCUCCUUGCUACCGAUCGUCGGAAGCAAUGGAGACACUCAUUUAAUGCGACAUACUAUAUCUAUAGUAUGGAAAACUAUAAGCUUUCGUCGCUUUUGGAAUCACCAGAUGAGCCUGCUGUAGAACAUGUUGCAUGGAGCCCUGUCGGACAUAGUUUGGCAUAUGUUCAGAACAAUAAUCUCUAUGUAUACCAGGAUUUGACUCAACGUCGUCAAAUUACAUUUGAUGGGGCCACCAGCAUCUUCAACGGUAUCACUGAUUGGGUCUAUGAGGAGGAAGUUUAUUCAUCCCCCUCGGCUCUGUGGUGGUCUCCAGACGGCACCUCAAUUGCUUUCUUGCGAUUUGAUGAAACUGAGGUACCCGAGUACCGUUACUCACUUUAUAUGGAUAAUCAAAUUAAUGCACCAUCCUAUCCUCGUGACAUUGUCAUGAAAUACCCCAAAGUCGGUUUUCCCAAUCCGAUUGUCAACCUUCAUCUUUAUAACGUCCAAUCUGAAUUUGUACCCACUGCUGCUCAGCCACUCAUUCCUGUGGACCUCGAGGCAAUUUUCGAGGCAAAGGAUAGGAUUGUGGCGGAAGUAAAAUGGGCUACAAAAAGCUCAGAUGCCCUCUUGGUCAAGGUGCAGAAUCGAGUUCAGAAUCAUGAAAAGCUUGUUCUUGUUGAUCCGUUGACUUUGCAAGGCAAGGUUGUACGAGAAUGGAAUGCUGGUAAGGAAGAUGGUGGCUGGAUUGAUAUGCAACAAAGCAUCCGGUAUAUUGCGCCUUCGAAGAUGGUUCCAGAUGGUGGCUAUCUUGAUAUUGCCAACAACAAUGGCUAUAACCACAUUGCUCUGCACACGCCUAUCCAUAACCCUACACCCAAGUGGCUAACAUCAGGGAAUUGGGAAGUACAGUCUAUUUCUGCUGUCAAGGACGAUACUGUUUAUUACAUCUCGACAGAGAAGACAAGUAUCGAACGUCAUCUCUACAGCGUGACUCUAGACGCAAAUGAGCGCAAGUCCCUUACGGAUGUGACCCAACAAGGCUAUUACUCUGCAUCAUUCUCAACAGGCGCUGGUUAUUACCUUUUAUCAUAUCGUGGCCCUGAAGUUCCAUGGCAGAAGGUUAAGAAAAUUACGGACGAGAAGUUCAACAUCAAUGUAGAAGACAAUAGCGCUCUUCAUGCGCUUCUCAAUGCAACACAGAUCCCCACCAGACGAUGGUCAACUGUCAACUUGAAUGGAAGAGAGUGCAAUUAUAUGGAAUUUUUACCCCCUGAUUUCUCACCCGAACAAAAGCAUCCAGUACUAUUCCAAGUGUAUGGUGGCCCGGGCUCCCAAUUGGUUGAUACCCAAUUCCAGUUAGGAUUUAGCGCCGUCAUGUCGACUGUGGCACGUCUCCGAUAUGUUGUGGUGGUUGUUGAUGGCCGAGGUACGGGAUAUCGCGGCCGUGAUUUCCGUAUCAGUGUCGUCAACCAGCUUGGCAAGUUUGAGACCGAAGAUCAGAUCGCUGCUGGCAAGCAUUGGAAAACAUUGUCCUAUGUGGAUCCUGAACGAUUGGCCAUUUGGGGUUGGUCGUACGGAGGAUUUAUGGCGGCCAAGGUAACUGAAGCCAACAGCGGUGUUUUUAGGGCCGCCAUGUCUGUAGCGCCAGUGACAGAUUUCCGGUUUUAUGACUCAGUCUACACGGAACGAUAUAUGAACUUACCCUCCGUCAACUUGGAAGGUUAUGAGACUACUGCAGUCAGUAAUAUGACUGGCUUCAACACCUCAGACUUUUUCCUCGUUCAUGGAACUGGUGAUGAUAAUGUGCAUAUCCAGAAUUCAUUUGUGCUUUUGGACCGUUUGACUCUCGUUGGUAACCACCGGUUCAAGUCGCACUUCUUCACUGACAGUGAUCAUGGUAUCCGAAGCCAUAAUGCCAACCAUGAAGUCUACUGGAUGUUAACACAGAACCUCUGGGAAAUCAUGGGUGGAUAUGUGGCCCCUGCGCAUCACCACUAA
This is a messenger RNA of Lobosporangium transversale, 2001 nucleotides long. Its product is annotated as dipeptidyl peptidase IV N-terminal region-domain-containing protein. Lineage: Eukaryota; Fungi; Mortierellomycota; Mortierellomycetes; Mortierellales; Mortierellaceae. The record is from RefSeq and is a predicted model, not a curated record. The transcript has 6 exons. Gene Ontology annotation, molecular function: serine-type endopeptidase activity; dipeptidyl-peptidase activity. Gene Ontology annotation, biological process: proteolysis. The annotation marks the transcript as partial.